CUUUGACAGCUCGAGAAGUAUUUUUCCCAAAUGAACUCGAGCGACACGCUUGACGCGGACGAGACGCCGCCCCGCGACCCCCACGCCCACGAUGCGAGCCCGCGGUUUGCAACUGUGCCCGUGCCGAACCUAGAAAGCACCGAGGAUGACGAGUUAGAGGACGAGCACCAGCACGAGGAGCAGGAGGAACACUUGGAGGACGCACAAGCAGCUGAUGCACUCGAAGCAAACUCUCGUUCAAUGCUGACAGAUCAGAAUAAUAUGACUGCAAAACAGCGAGAGAUGCAUGACAAAUUCAGGAAUACGAGUGGACAGCUCAGUAGUCUGCAGGAGACGGAGGUUGACGAUGCUGAUGCGCAAGUGGUUGCGGAGCCUCCAAACGACGAGGCCGAGACCAUUGAGACCCAUGAUACCGAUCGCGGGCCGCACUCGUCCAAGAUUCCAAUGGAAGAAAUCCCAAGGGGCGAUAUUCGUCAUCCGGAUAUUGAACACAUCACGGAGCCUUCGGAGCUCAACACCUCGCGGGCAAUCGGUCUGAUUUCGGUUUCUGCCUAUCCUGGACCGGAAGCGCGCAAGUCAAACUUUCUGUUCCUCCGAUUCCAACUCCGCGAUGCUUCUGGGCUGCCCAUCUUUGUCACGCACGCCAAAUGUGCCGCGUUCAUGAGCGCUACGCGAGAGCAGAUCGAAGAGUCGACCGACAAGAGCAGCGCCGACGUGAUCCAAUGCUACCAGUUUGACGCGCAGACGAUCAAGAGGCGCCGCCAAGCGGACGAUCGUGCCUUCGUCCAGCACACUGGGGAGGAGGUGUUCAGAAACGGCAUCAAGUACGACCUCAGUAUUCACGUUUGUGCGUCCAGCCCAGACCACCCAGACCCCGAUCGUCGGGGCCCGCUGCGCUUUGAGGCCACGACGGCAAGCCUCUAUCUGUAUGUCGUCGAGUCAAGCACGUUGUGCCUCGUUCCGUACGAGGGCACCGACAAGUUCGACUCGGCCCGCCGCGUGCUAACCACCCACGAAAUGACGUGCGUGCGAUGCUUGGAAGGCAAGGCAUGCGGCAAUCGUCAAGACACGCCACAAGACCCAACCAUUCUCAACCCUCCGAGCAGUUUUGCGUUCAACGUGGCUCGCGAACCGACCACGCUCAGCCUCUCGUUCCGCAUCAACCAGAACUGCAUCAAGGCUGCGGGUAAUCCGCGCAACCCGCGGCGCUUCCGCCUUGCGCUCGUCUCACACCCGCUGGGUUGCGGCGGCCUGACGGACGGCAGCCCCGAGCGCAAGUCAGAGGUGGCGUUCAUGACUCCGGGUAUUUUUGUGCACAACAACUCCAAGCACAAGCCACGCGAUGACUUUGUCGGACGGGUCGUGUGCAAGGCGCUCACACGCAUGCCAGCUGACGAAGCAGCCACUUACUUGCAGGAGCUGGUCCCAUCGGCUUCCGCGUCCUAUCCCGCGCCGACAUCGCCCCAGCCAUCCUCCGUUGGAUCCCGAUCUGUGUCUCGCGUACCGCUGCGUCGCAAGACUGGCCGCCGCAACCGCGACGGCGACGACGACGAUGAUGAUAGCGACGAGUCGAGUGCAGAGUUUGACGACGAGGACGGCUUUGAGCGAUCCUCGGGUAGAAGAGCAAGCCAUGCUCCGGCCCAGGGCUUGCGUCCGAGUGGUCCGAGUGGUGGUCAUUCCAAUUUCGCCGCGGUCCACAGCAGUCCCAGGCCUCCGUCGAGCCACGUUGUUCCGCAGUACGUGCCACCCACCCCAGUCAGCUUGUUUGCACGAGCGAGUAGACUUGGAGAAAUGUCGCCUCAAUCAUCUGCGCCGUCUUCGUUUGGACCUUUCAACAGCAGAACUGUUGCGGGCGCUGCUUCCUCGAAUGCUGCGCACGUUACCUGCUCGACGCUCAUUCCAGGCGAGGGUCCGACCAGCGUUCGAACCGUGCUCGCGCUGCUUGGAGAGGGCUUUACGCCCGAAAUGUCUGCCUUUGGCGUGUUUGGUGCGGUCGAUCACGGCAUCGACACGAGCAACGACCAAAGCGAGCUGAUGCAAGUGCGGCAAAAGCUCGCGGCGGCGGCAAACAGCUCGAUGCAACAGGUUGUUCAGCUCUCCACCUGGUUUGUCUCGAGCUCUUGCAUCUCUGUUGCCAUGCCAAGCAGCCGAACCGCGUGCAACGUGCGACUUGUCCUGUUUGAUGGCGUGCAAACGCACGAGCUUGGCGGUGAAAACCACUCGCUUGCUCGCUUCCAGUACAACUUGACCCCUGUGGACUACCAGCUUCAACGCUUGAGGCUUGCAGUGCAGAGUGUCUCUCGGCGAUCUUUUGACAACACGGCGGAUCUCCUGAGCGCCACUGUGGAGAUGAUUGAAUCGCAGCUCGUUUCGCGGGAUGAUUCGACUUCCAAGAAACGUGGGUUUGCCAAGAUUGCCGACGACAGUCCCGCUGCACCGCCGUCCAAGACGCUGCGCUUGGCCUCGUCGGAACCUGCGCCAUUCCUCUCACCGGAUGUACGAAAUGGCGGUGUGCACCAAGCACCUCGCUCGCAGCAAAUGCCAAGAACGACAGCAUCACCGACAGAGCAAACUCACAUGGACCGGCCUGCACACAUGCAACCGCCGCCCGGCCAUGUCGUGAUGAUGCCUGUGGGAAACGUUGCCGGGUUUCCUCCGGGAAUGGCCAUGAUGCCAUCUGGCUUCCCUGCAUUUGGAUACAUGCCUCCCAUGGGGAUGGAUGCCAGUCAACAGCGUGCAAUGAUGCAAAUGUACCCGUUCUACGGCAUGCCAGGCGCCAUGCCACACAUGCCGAGUGGACCUCCGCAAGCCAAGCCUAUGCAACCGCCUCCGCGCUAAAUGUGUCUGGUGCAUCUUGAUUCAACAUACGAGCGAUUGCUUUUCGGGGGUUGUCUUUUGUUUUUGUUUGGUUGGGUGUUUGGUUGGUUGUUUGGUUGGUUGUUUGGUUGGUUUGUUGAAAAGUCAAAAAAAUGGUUUGUUGGUAUUAAAACUGUUCAAAGCGA
Messenger RNA from Capsaspora owczarzaki ATCC 30864, 3002 nucleotides. Its product is annotated as transcription factor unc-3. Gene Ontology annotation, biological process: regulation of transcription by RNA polymerase II. The coding region runs from base 31 to 2838 and encodes 935 amino acids. NCBI's taxonomy places the organism in Eukaryota, Filasterea, Ministeriida, Capsasporidae. Gene Ontology annotation, molecular function: DNA-binding transcription factor activity, RNA polymerase II-specific; RNA polymerase II cis-regulatory region sequence-specific DNA binding. The record is from RefSeq and is a predicted model, not a curated record. The transcript is spliced from 8 exons.